Messenger RNA from Gloeophyllum trabeum ATCC 11539, 2007 nucleotides. RefSeq lists its product as uncharacterized. The record is from RefSeq and is a predicted model, not a curated record. Bases 223 to 1656 code for a protein of 477 amino acids. NCBI's taxonomy places the organism in Eukaryota, Fungi, Basidiomycota, Agaricomycetes, Gloeophyllales, Gloeophyllaceae. The transcript is spliced from 3 exons.
CAUCCAACUCGGGUCUCUCGCUCUUUCUUGGUUUCUCUUGUGAUUGGUCCCUCUUUACCUUCUACAUUCACGUCCGUCGCUGCUGUCGACGCUUACUUUACGCUCGCGUUCCCCUUUUUGUUUCACGAGCAGUGCUGACUCGCGAUAGACUUCAGCCAGCCUGAGCAUUGAGAACGAUACAAAACUUGUGGCUACCAGCGCAUUGUUUACUCCCGCAAACGAAUGUCGCAGUGUACUCCGAUUCCUACAGCGACCCAGUAUACGACUGUCGUCUCGAACUCUGAGUCGACGUCGUUCUCAAAUUCGAUCACUACUUUGCCUGCAUCCGUGACCACGAUCACCAGUGAAUCAUGCCUUUCCACUGCCACAGUGAGCAAUUCGACCACAUGUGUCUCUUCCACAGUCGUUGAGUCAGUCAGCACCAUCGCUGGUGGUGAAACCAGCACUGUCCAAGUCCCCGUCGUCUUGACCAUUCCCGUGACGCAAACUUCCGCAACCGCAACCCUUUAUUCCACUUCGUGCGCUAAUACCGGUAAUGGAUCAUCGCCGCCUCCAUCAUCCGCUCCGCAGACGACCACUCACCUACCUGAGAGUUCCACAACUACCUCUGUUCUUUCCACCUCGACCCCGCUUACAACUUUGACAACCAGUCAAGCCACUACGCUAUCAGAUGGAUCUGUGAGCUAUACUAUCCUCACCAUCACGUCCACGGGUAGCCCGACCGCGGUAUAUGUACCUACUACAUUACCUGCGACGAGUCUGUCAGACGGAAACGGCGGCAGCCAUCGUAAUGUGGCAUUAGCUCCUAUUAUAGGUGGUACCAUCGGUGGUGUCGUAGGGUUGAUAUCAAUUAUCGGGAUAUUGUGGCUAAUAUGGCGAAGAAGGCGAUACAACUUCGACGAUCUAUUCGACGAUGGUCCUGAAGAUACUGUAGCAUAUCCCGUCCGCCGGAACAAGUCACGCAACCUCGACCUUGCCAGUGAAGCGGAGCCUAAGCCAUAUCAAUACGGCCUUGUUGGUCGCUCCACCCCUCCUUUAUCAGCCCAUGACCACGCGGAACCCAACACAGCUCCAUUAGCGAAUUCACCGCCUCUAGCCCCUCGUACGAAUAACACAUCCCCAACUGGCCACGGACGAAAUGGAUCACUGGCACCUCUCAUGAUGCCUGGGACUGCGUUAUCUCCAGGUCCGAGCCAACCACAGACUGCAUCAUCACGACCAUCCACGUCUGGUUCCAUGCAGCCUUUGAUCCAAGCUUCGCAGCAGCACGCACAUCCGCCGCAUACGCCCGGCGUAGACAGCGCGCUGUCGGAUUGGAACCCCAAUACGGACGGGCUGGGCAUAGGUUCUGACUUGGGACAUGGGCUGGGCACUGAGGGUACGGCGGUGAGUGCGCAGGAGCACCGGCGGCGCUUACAGGUGGCGAAUCCGGAGCAGCGUCCGAUGUCGCCUGCGUCGACGAUGUCCGGGGCCGGACCGGAGUCACCUCGAGGCGAGAAGGCCACCUACCGGCCGAGGAGGGAGUCGGCGAAUGUGGUCGUACAUAAGGAUGGUGGGAGAGUUGUGCGCUCCCCGGAGCCCGGCCCUUCAGGAUCGGGGUCAGGUUUAGGUACAGGUCAGGCUCCCACCGAUGCGCCGCCUGCGUAUUCGGAUUAGGGAGGAUGAAUUCAGUGUGCUUUGUUUUCCCUGGUGGUUUCUAUCUUCGGCUUGGGCAGCGCUACGGACCCGUUCCUUAUCUAUCUGCCUGUCAAUGUGCCCCUCAUUAUGCUUUAUAUUCAGCCAACGCCACAUCCCCUUGCAUGUUCCCGUUGGCAUUCUUGUCAGCUCAUAGCGCCGUUGUUCAUUCCCAACAAUGGACUUAAGGCAUGUCAACCAACCUCUGUCAUUACCAUAGCUUUUCAUCAGUAGUUCACACCGCAAGGAUAGACUUUGUAGUCAUAGUCCUUCAGUCAUGUCUUAGAUUCCACCGUCUGAAAAUGUAUAUUUGGGCUGCCACGUUCAGAGCGG